AUGAGCAGCCAAGCAUCCACUACUUCACAGCAGAAGGCCAAAAGCCUACAAAAUAAGAUACUAAAAAGACAAAACCAUAAGAAUAAUGUAAACGCAGCGGCUACUUACGCUUCAACGGCUACAGCCACAACUGCUAAUAACGAUUCCCUGGUUUCCUCUGACGAGGAAGUUAUGGAUUCCGAAUGGAAGAGGAAUCUGCUAGAAAAAAAUAUUGAUCCAAGACCCAAAACUGAGGAUGUUACCAAAACCCGAGGCACUGAAUUUGAAGACUACUUUUUGAAGCGUGAGCUUCUAAUGGGCAUUUUUGAAAAAGGCAUGGAACGGCCAUCUCCCAUACAAGAGGAGACUAUUCCUAUCGCGUUGACUGGUAAAAAUAUUUUGGCUAGGGCAAAGAAUGGCACGGGAAAAACUGCAGCCUUUUGUAUCCCAAUAUUGGAACGUGUUAAUUUAACUGCUAGGCACAUACAAAGCCUAAUUCUUGUACCGGCUAGAGAACUUGCCUUGCAAACUUCAGCUGUGAUUAAGGAACUGGGGAAACACUUAAAUGUUCAAUGUAUGGUAUCCACUGGUGGUACAUCUUUGAAAGAUGAUAUUAUGCGCUUAUAUAACCCUGUGCAAAUUCUAGUUGGGACGCCUGGACGAGUUCUUGAUCUUACGAAUAAGGGUGUGGUUGAUUUAAACAAGUGUGGCACCGUUGUUAUGGACGAGGCAGAUAAGCUGCUAUCGGUGGAAUUUUUACCCAUAAUUGAACAACUAUUAAAUUAUUUACCAAAAGAACGGCAAUUAAUGUUAUUUUCUGCCACAUUCCCCGUGAUGGUGGAGGAUUUCAAAAAUAAACAUUUACCAGGGGCUCAUGAAAUUAACCUAAUGGAAGAGCUCACGCUAAAGGGCAUAACCCAAUAUUAUGCAUUUCUAGAAGAACGACAAAAGGUGCACUGUCUCAACACUUUAUUUGGCCGUCUCCAAAUAAACCAGACCAUCGUAUUCUGCAACAGUGUAACCAGGGUUGAGUUGCUUGCUAAAAAGAUAACAGAACUCGGUUUCUCUUGCUUCUACAUACACUCUAAGAUGCAACAAUUGCAUAGAAACAGGGUUUUUCACGACUUUAAAAAUGGUGCCUGCCGUUGUCUCGUAUCUUCAGACCUAUUUACCAGAGGGAUUGAUAUUAGGUUUGUUAACGUGGUUAUCAAUUUUGACUUUCCCAAGAGAUCAGCUACUUAUUUACAUCGUAUUGGCAGGUCAGGUAGAUUUGGACAUUACGGAUUGGCGAUAAGUUUGAUUACAAAUGCCGAUAAGGAAUUUUUAUAUAAAAUUGAAUCAGAGUUGGGGACGGAGAUUCAGCCGAUUCCGCACAAGAUAGAUCCCUCGCUCUACUCUUAA
This is a messenger RNA of Babesia microti strain RI, 1380 nucleotides long. RefSeq names its product ATP-dependent RNA helicase DDX6/DHH1. Gene Ontology annotation, biological process: cytoplasmic stress granule assembly; P-body assembly. The record is from RefSeq and is a predicted model, not a curated record. Lineage: Eukaryota; Apicomplexa; Aconoidasida; Piroplasmida; Babesiidae. The transcript has 4 exons. Gene Ontology annotation, molecular function: ATP binding; RNA helicase activity; mRNA binding. Bases 1 to 1380 code for a protein of 459 amino acids. Gene Ontology annotation, cellular component: cytoplasmic stress granule; P-body.